AAGAUCAGAAAAGAGACACGCAGGCAAGCAGCCAUCAUAUUUCUCUUCCUUGUCAACGUCUACGCCACCUUUCUGCCAGUCACAUUUGCAUCUGUGUUCCCGCCCUGCUGUCCCGUCAGUGUUUAGGGUGGAGCGAUCAAGAUAUGUGUGUACCCACGUCACGCAGCCUGAGAUGAACACGACCUGACAGAAGGAAACAGUAAUGGGAAAGUGGACCUCCUCGCUCGUCUGCAAAGUCUAGAGCACCGAUGGCAAACACAACCUUCACCGCCAAUUCCUUGGAGGAAGAGCGGUUUUGUCCCCUGCUGCAGCUCAUGCAGGGGCACGCCUUGAACAACGACACAAAGACCAGCUGGAUCGUGGUUUGCUUUCACGGCCUGGUCUCCUGCCUGGGGAUUUUGGAGAACGCCCUCAUCCUAUGGGUGGUGGGUUUCCGCCUGCAGCGCCGCACCGUGGCCUCGGUCUGGGUGCUCAAUCUGGCCAUGUCUGACUUCCUCGCCACCCUGACACUUCCCCUCUUCACCCUCUACCUUAGCUCCUCUAAUAGCUGGGAGCUUGGCAACCCCCUCUGCAAAAUACAAGCUUCCAUAUUUUUCUUGAACAUGUUUGUGUCCGCCUUCUUGCUAGCGGCCAUUUCUCUCGACCGCUGCCUUCUGGUGGUCAAGCCGGUGUGGUGCCAGAACCAUCGAUCGGUGGCACGGGCGUGGAGGGUGUGUCUGGUAGCUUGGCUGUGGGCAGCAAUCAACAUGUUUCCUUACUUCCUGUUUCGCUCGGUGACUGAGACAGUGGAUCAAAGGAAACUGUGCUAUCAUAAUUUUGCCUUGUAUCAAUCGUCUGAUGACACGCUUGAGAGAGACUGCGAAGUCAGGCAAAUAGCAACGGCCAUCUCCAAGCUGUUGCUGGCAUUCCUGAUUCCCCUUGUGGUCAUCGCCGGAAGCUACGUCAGAAUUGGGCUCAGCUUGAGGAACAGGAACCGGAAGAGGAUGCUGCAGAGUACCAGGGUACACACGGCAUUAAUUGGCUCAGAUAACAACAAUGGAUCAGGAGCUACAAGUCCUUCAAGGAAUGUCCCUCUCAAGCCGACAGUCUUUGGCCGAUCAUUGUCCCUGACGCCCAGUUCCUCAUCACAUUUCAACAUCCACAGCCAGCUUUCCCAGAGCUUCACCAAGAUGGUGACAUUUGUGAUUGCAGCGUUUGCAUUGUGCUGGGCUCCCUAUCACAUAUUCUGUAUGAUUGAGGUGUCAGCUCUGUACUACAGGGAAAAUCUCAAAGCGGUGGAGGUAGGAUUGCCUCUCGCCACAACCUUCGCAUUUCUGAAUCCGGUGUUGAAUCCCAUUCUGUACGCCUUCAGCUGCCCACACUUCUGCGUGAGAAUACGACAAAGUCUGGGAGCAGUCUUUGACGGACUUGUCGAAGAGGGAGGAGGGAAGCUGGCAUCUCCCAGAAGGAGCAUACGAGCUCAUAUUAGACAAAAAAGCGUCCGAGCUUCACCGGGAUCACCAUCGAGUCCAAAAUCACCAAAGACUCAUCCUGACGCCCCACCCGUCUACUCUCCAUCUGACAAUCCUGACGCCCCACCCUUCUAUGCCCCAUCUGACAAUCAGUAAGAGGAAAACAAAAACGUUGGCGUUUCCUCUGUGGACAGACAGCAGUGACAAGCACCUUCCCGCUCACUCACGCCCUCACUCCUUCAGGAUGCAGCGGUAUUGCAGGUGCCUCCCGUAUGUCAUUUCUAUGUGUUUUAUUGUUUGGUUAGCAAGAGUAAUGACGUCGCACUUCCAUCAAGGACAUUACACAGGAUGUAGAAAGUCAUGGUGUGCAAUAAAAGUUUCUGCAACAUU
This is a messenger RNA of Dunckerocampus dactyliophorus (ringed pipefish), 1841 nucleotides long. Its product is annotated as prostaglandin D2 receptor 2. Bases 249 to 1607 code for a protein of 452 amino acids. The transcript has 2 exons. Gene Ontology annotation, cellular component: plasma membrane. The record is from RefSeq and is a predicted model, not a curated record. Gene Ontology annotation, biological process: complement receptor mediated signaling pathway; positive regulation of cytosolic calcium ion concentration; inflammatory response. Gene Ontology annotation, molecular function: G protein-coupled receptor activity; complement receptor activity. NCBI's taxonomy places the organism in Eukaryota, Metazoa, Chordata, Actinopteri, Syngnathiformes, Syngnathidae.